CAAUGCUGAAAUUUCUAACAAGAUGGCGGAUUUUUGUGCCAUGAAACUACAAGCCACAAAAUAGAAGGAAUUCUUCUCUGUGAACUAGCCGAGUCUCCAUCUCCAUUCUGUGACAAUAACUGUGUGUUGGCGCUUGGCGGGUUAUUGAUGACUGAAAAAUAGAAUUGACAAUUUUAACCUAAUCUUAAUUCAAUUGUUAUAUUACCUUGAAUAAUAAUUUGUUUAAUCCUGACGGUUAAAGUUAGUAUUGUCCCCAAAUCAAUAAUGACAUUUUUGUUACUGUAUUCUGGAGUGCUUUAUCUGUUUAGGAAUUCUUCGUAACAGCUCGUGCUAACCUAGAAAUGGAUUUGCAACAAUAAUCUUGAUUAUUCAACUUGGUUCCUAAAAAAAAAAAAUGGUUUACACUUGCUCUGCAUGGAACUGCAAAAACAUGGUCAAGAGAGGAUCUGGAUUUUCCGGUCAUAGAUAUCCCAAGAAGGAUCCUGUACUAAGAGAACGUUGGCUAGCGGCAGCUAGAAGGCAGGAAUCUGACAUUGGUGAUGCAUCGAUCCUCUGCAGUGCACAUUUCACUAAAGAUGCAUUUGAAGAGGGCGGACUAAUGCGAAAGCUGAAAUUGGGCGCAGUUCCCACUUUGUUCGAUCCCAAUACGGGCAUCGACAAAACAUUGAAGAAUCCAUGUGGAAAUAAAACUCCUACUAUUAAAAUCGUGGCUUCUAUUAAACAAGACGAUAAACUAGCAGAUCAUAAAGUGAUUGAUCAUUCUAGUCCAAAUUCAAGCUCAAAAAUACUACGGCAGGAACUUAUAAAAGAUACAACAGCAUCAAAAACGCAGGAUCCUGCUUCCAUUAAAGAAGACAAUAAUGAUUCAGAUGUUGAAGUAAUUGGUACCAUCGAUCGUUCUAGAGAUGUUGAGGUGAUUGAGGUCAUUGACCACUCAUCACAAAAUACAAGCCAGUCUACUACUAAAUCAUCAAAUUCGCAGAAACCAAAAGUUAAGAGUAGCGGCCCAAAGGAGACAGUUUUGUCUGGCAAGACGAAAUCAAAAAAUACGAGCAUGAAUCGUGAGCUAGACGUGAAUCGAAUCAAGCAGAAGAAAAAUGAACUGAAGGAGAAAAUGGCAAUUUUACAGAAAAUGAUGGCCGAUGCCCUGAAACACUCCAAUGAACUUGACCAGCAGUUGAUGGAGAUUGAUGAACCUGUGCAGCCGGCGGAGAGUGGAAAUGAAACAAAAAUUGCUGAAGUCUCUCCAGUAAAAGACGAAGAGGAAAUGGAGAAGAAAAAGGAUGAAAGGAUGAGCGAAGAAGAGGAUGUGACCAAUAGUCAACUCGUUGAAGAUCAAGGUCAACAAGGACAGGACGAUGAGGUGGAGGAGGAGGAGGAAGUAGAUGAACCAGAUGAGGGGAUUCGCAGCGAAUGGCUGAAGGAAGGAAUGGUGAUUCUCGUUGAUGAAGGCCUUGAAAACGAAGAGGACUCUGAUUACCACGAACCUAGUGCGACCGACGAUCCUUUCGAGGAUGAUGAUAAUGAUGACGAUGAUAAUGAUGAGGAUGACGACGAUGAUGAUGAUAGUGACGCCUCCUUGUCCUCUUCUUCCUCCCUCUCUGAUUGUGAGGAUGGUACGGAGAGGAAAAAGAAACAAACAACCAAGACGAAGAAUGAUGAUGAUUUGACUUCAAGUGCGGCUGCUAAUGGUAUAGCAGCUGCGAUCAAGAAGAAUUUGAAGAAUAAGAGUAAAAUGUCGCAUAAAUGUAAAUAUUGCGAGUUGAAGUUCUAUCGCUUGAAAGAUUUUGUCCAGCAUGUACUAUCGCACGACGAGGAAAGGCCGUUCCAGUGUGAGGAGUGUAACAAACGGUUCCUAGUGGAGCCUGAACUGCUAGUCCACAAGUGGGCGCAUACUAGAGACAAGAAGGAGGGGGAGAUGUUUCGUUGUGAGCCUUGCGAUCGCCUCUUCUCAAGUAGGCAGGCUCUGAUGGCCCAUUCCAGGACUCACGAAAAGGAGAACGAAAUAGAGAGUUCGAGUUUGGAGUGUGACAAGUGCGGCAAGAGUUUCAGCACCAAAGCGAGACUGACCGGCCACCGACAGCGCAUGCACCCAGCAGACGACCGCGCCGUCUACUGUGACGUCUGCAAUCGCAGAUUCGGCCGGGCCAGGGACCUCGAACAGCAUAAGUUAUCACACAGCGACUCGAAACCGUUCAUUUGCGAGGAAUGCGGAAAAGGCGCAAAAAGCGAGUGGGCGCUGACGGUACACGUGAACCGCACCCACCGCGAGGGCAGAAUCAAGUGCAAGCUGUGCGACAAGCGCUUCUAUUACUCCCGCGACUUGUACAACCAUGCAUUGACGCACGCACCUGUGGCGACCCACAAGUGCGACAAGUGCCACCUGUCCUUCAAGUACAAGAACAACCUUUUGCGUCACAUCGAGGUGGCCCACCUACGUAUACGUAGCUUCCAGUGCGGCAUCUGCAGCAAAGCAUUCACCACCAAACUCACGUUGCAGAAUCACACACGGACACAUACCGGCGAGCGACCCUACCAGUGCGAAGUUUGCGGCAAACGCUUCUUUUCACGCAGCCAAUGCGUUAACCACGCCCGCGGGCAUAACCCCGAAAAAUACUUUAUAUUCCGGUGUCAAGUUUGCGGCAAACGUUACUCGCAGAAAAAUCUGCUAACUAUUCACCUACUCCGUGAACAUGAAGGUUUUUGUGGGUUUUGUCACAAGUUGUUUGACAGUGUCGACGAGUUCACCAAACAUAUGGGUGAGAUGCAUGCCAACGUUGAAAAGAUUGAGUGUGAUAUGUGUGGGAAAUGGUUUGACGAUGUGGAGCUGUACAAAAACCACAGGGAGACUCAUUCCAAAAAGGAGAAGAAUACCAAGUGUGAAGUGUGUGCCAAACUGUUCCAAAGUCCGGCACAUCUGAAGAUACACAUGGCGAAUCACUCGGAGAAGAGACCAUACAAGUGCAUGUACUGUGACAAAACGUUCAAACGUCACAGCUACAAACGGUCUCACGAGAUGACCGUACACUCAAAACGGCGGCCUUUCAAGUGCGACAUGUGCGGAGCUCUGUUUGCGGUCAAGGCCAACCUGCAGAGACACGUGUCGGACGUGCACCAAGGUGUAAAGCAGUUCGUGUGCGAGGUGUGCGGACGCGAGUUCGCACAGAAGAACUCUCUGAAGACGCACAUGCGCACACACACGGGCGAGAAGCCGUUCCACUGUGAGUACUGUGAAGCGCGCUACAGCGAGAGGCGCGGCUUGAGGAAGCAUAUAGCCACUCAACACAGCCAGCAACUGGAGGCUGUACAAGAACAACCUGAAGAAGAAGAAGAAGAGGAUACAAAAGCAUCACAUUUUCUAGGAGUGCAAAUUGUUAGAGUAGUUGAUCUUGGACAUCAAACUUCAAUGCAAUAGCAGUGCUACAAAAAGGUGUUGUAAAAUUGGUUGUUGGUAAAUUGAGGUAUCAAAGUGAAGGAAUAAAAUAAGUUGUAGGGUUAGUUGAAUUUGGAGGAAGAGAGAAGUUGUUGGAGGGGUAGUAGAAUUUGGAGGAGAAGAAGCUGUUGGAGGGAUAGUAGAAUUUGGAGAAGUUGGAGGGAUAGUAGUGUUUGGAAAAGUUGUUGGAGGGGUAGAGGAAUUUGGAAGAGAAGCUGUUGGAGGAGUAGUAGAGUUUGGAAGGGGAGAAGUUGUUGGAAGGGUAGUAGAAUUUGGAGGAGAAGAAGAAGUUGUUGGUGGGGUAGUAGAAUUUGGAGGAAGAAGUUUUUUUUGGGGGGGGGGUGAAUUUGGAGAAGAAGUUGUUGGAGGAGUAGUACGGUUUGGGGGGAGAAGUUGAUAUGUUGUAUAGUUUGAAGGGUUUGACACUUUGAAGAAUUGAGUAGAGUUUGAGACUUUAUUAGGGAAGAAAUUGUGAUGUAAAAGGGGAAUCACCAGAUGAUUGGAUGCUAGAAAAGAAGUUGGAGGAGUACUGCUUGGAUAAGUUUUUUCCAUUUUUAAUGAAGUAGUUGAAAGAACAUGUAGGUUUUAUAAAAAAAAUCCGUGCAGGAUUUUUAGUCAUCUAGGAAAUAAAGUUCGAAUUUUACCAUCUGAAGGGAAACAGUCUCUCUCGAGGGUGUUAAUUUUAGGAAAGAGUUUUACUCUAGACCCUUAUGCCAUAAGUUGCCUGCUUUAAUAAUCGCGGAAUUAGGUAUUAGUUAUUAUUGUAUUACGCACUGUAAUAGGUCAAGUCGAUAUUAAUUUUUGUAUAUUUGUGAAUAUUUUUGUAAUGAUCAGUAUUUAUAAGCUCUAGUUUUUAGGAAUACGUUUAAUUUAGCACGUUCUUGUUAUUCGAUCAGUGUAGUUUCUAUUAUAAAAUCUACAAUUCACUUGUUUCGCUUUUAAUUGUCAAAUACUCUCCCAUUUUAACGUGUCGUUUUUACAUAUUUAGUUCCUCUUUCAAAGCCGUCUUAGGCUGGUCACCAACGGUAGAACAUGCAUGUCAUGUUUAAAUAAUAUACACAUAAACAUGUUCAUCAUUAACGAGAGGCCUCUAACAUGAAUUAAACAACCAAUGAUACUAAAUAAACGACUGGAAAAUUGGAAUUAUAAUGAUAGAAUACUUAUUUAUGUAUUAAGUGCGUAAAACGUGACUUUAUCGCUUGAGUCAAAACAGUUACCAUGUGACGCGUCGCGAGCGUGGAAAUUUUGACGUGAUCGACAAAGAAGCUUUCUGCUGGAAUUACUUACAAAAAUUUUUCUACAACUGCAGUAUUGGAUUCCAAUACAAUAAACAGUUUUUUUUAAUAAU
Molecule: messenger RNA, 4781 nt
Organism: Nilaparvata lugens (brown planthopper)
Lineage: Eukaryota; Metazoa; Arthropoda; Insecta; Hemiptera; Delphacidae
Product: zinc finger protein 665-like
Exons: 12
Coding region: 395-3415 (1006 amino acids)
Biological process (GO): regulation of transcription by RNA polymerase II
Cellular component (GO): nucleus
Molecular function (GO): DNA-binding transcription activator activity, RNA polymerase II-specific; RNA polymerase II cis-regulatory region sequence-specific DNA binding
Source: RefSeq, a predicted model, not a curated record